Neohortaea acidophila is the source of this 1897-nucleotide messenger RNA. RefSeq names its product GTP cyclohydrolase N terminal-domain-containing protein. Lineage: Eukaryota; Fungi; Ascomycota; Dothideomycetes; Mycosphaerellales; Teratosphaeriaceae. Gene Ontology annotation, biological process: riboflavin biosynthetic process. Bases 210 to 1790 code for a protein of 526 amino acids. The record is from RefSeq and is a predicted model, not a curated record. Gene Ontology annotation, molecular function: GTP cyclohydrolase II activity. The transcript is spliced from 4 exons.
CGCAACCGGAUGAGAUGUGGUGAAUGCAGGAAACCAGAGGGAGAUACGCCGUGUAUAUAUACAGCACCUGAGCGAGCGAGCGAACGAGCGAAUCUUGUCUUUCGCUCCCAUCUUCGCUCGCACUUUCGCUCCCAGCUUUCGCUCCCGGCUUCGACGCCCACAGCACCCGCAAAGAUAAUCCCCCUUCCCCACGAGGAGCCUACCGCAGAAUGGCCUCCAACGCCGAGAACUCAGCUGUCCUACAGGAAAUCCUCUCAUCGCUCAAAAGCCUCCGCCUCGAGCAAACCCAGCUUGCCAGCUCCGUCGAAGCCAUCAACGGCCGAGUCAACGCCCUAGCCGGCGUGAAGCAAUCCCGGGACGGCAUCGCUCACGACGCCUCCUACCCCAGUCCCAACAUCGGACCCGUGAGCCCCAAACUGCCCGCCCGCGGCCAUGCGUCGAGGGACAGCGUGGGCUCUGUCGAUGGCUAUGGCAGGAAUCUCAAUGGUGCUUCUUCGCAGCAGCCGCUGUCUUCGUCGCCUCGGCGGGGCAGUACUACUUCCAAAAUCAUUUUGACCUCUUAUCCUGGGCAGGCGGGUGUGGAUCCCUUGCCUAUGGAGUGGGGGGCGCAGGACGCGCAGAAGCGAGGACCCGUCGUCGUCUCUCGCAGCAACAAUUCUAUCCGCAGACGAAAUGCCAUCGGUGCACAUGGUGGCUCCUACAGUAUUUACUACGCUCUUGCAGUCGCUUCUCACCAACUAGACACCGAGCAUAGACCCGAUUACACCAACACCGAGCCGGCGGCGAACAUUGGACCUUUCAAAACAUGGGCCGAUCCGAAGAAGAUCGUUGCCAUGGAUCCGUGGGGUCACUUGGGACCCUGGUUGUUCAAGGAUAUCCUGAAGAACGACGGGGUUGAGAUCCGGCCUACCAUCGCCGUGACGCGAGCUCACAUGAAAGUGCCCGAGCUGGAGGAGAGUGUUCGACAAGGACGCUUGAUCCCGGACGGCAAGAUCUGUCUCAACGAGACGGGCGAGCUGAACGUCACCAAAUUCGCCGUCGAGCCAGUCUGGUAUCUGCCAGGAGUGGCGGAACGCUUUGGCAUCGAUGAGGGCACUCUUCGACGCUCGCUGUUCGAAAACACCGGCGGCAGCUACCCGGAGCUCAUCACCCGCGGCGACAUCAAGCUCUUCCUGCCGCCCAUUGGUGGUCUGACGGUCUACUGCUUCGGCGACCCGGCCAAGAUGAGUGACCCGAAUGUGAAGCUGGCGCUCCGCGUGCACGACGAGUGCAACGGCUCCGACGUCUUCGGCUCGGACAUCUGCACUUGCCGCCCCUAUCUGAUCUUCGGAAUCGAGGAAGCAGUGAAAGAAGCGCAACGCGGCGGCAGCGGCGUCGUCAUCUACUUCCGCAAAGAAGGCCGCGCACUAGGCGAAGUGACCAAGUACCUGGUGUACAACGCGCGCAAGCGCGGCUCCGACAAGGCGAGCGAGUACUUCAAGCGGACCGAGAAUAUCGCUGGCGUCAAGGACAUGCGUUUCCAGGCUUUGAUGCCGGAUAUUCUGCACUGGUUGGGGAUCACGAAGAUCGAUCGCAUGCUGAGUAUGUCGAAUAUGAAGCAUGAUGCGAUUGUUGAGCAGGGCAUUCCGAUUCUCGAGCGCGUGCCCAUCCCGGAUGAUAUGAUUCCCGAAGAUAGCCGGGUGGAGAUUGAUGCGAAGAUACAUGCUGGGUAUUUCACGACGGGUAAGGUGAUGACGCUGGAGGAGUUGAACAACGUGCAGGGCCGAGCAUGGGAAGACGUCGACCAUUAGAGACCAGCAAGACGAUUGCCAUAUGCUCAAGGCGCGUAAGUCGCUGUCAUCAUCUCUAAUAUCAAAUCAAAUCAACAUCAUUCAAGACUCUGCCUCCCGACUCCAAU